Molecule: messenger RNA, 1041 nt
Organism: Paramacrobiotus metropolitanus
Lineage: Eukaryota; Metazoa; Tardigrada; Eutardigrada; Parachela; Macrobiotidae
Product: P2Y purinoceptor 8-like
Exons: 2
Coding region: 1-1041 (346 amino acids)
Biological process (GO): G protein-coupled receptor signaling pathway
Cellular component (GO): neuron projection; membrane
Molecular function (GO): G protein-coupled receptor activity; peptide binding
Source: RefSeq, a predicted model, not a curated record
AUGGCUGAACCAGAAAGCAACAGCACAGCACCAACAGUAUUCGAUGGCAACUUAACCAAUGUGCGUUGGAACGUCCUUGCAGGGUUGCGUAUAUUCACAUGCACGACGACAAUCUGGCUGAACGUCGCUCUGCUAUCCGUAUUUAUCGUGACGAAAAAACUGCACACUCCCUUCAACACUUACCUAAUCAAUCUUCUUAUAGCGGAUAUUGCUUAUCUGACACUGUCGUCGUUCCAAGGCGUAAUCGAGUGGCUGAAGCCCAACUGGUGGGGUGGUGUUACGCUGUGCUGUUUAUACAAAUACGGGAUCAAUACGCCGGCGGCCUGCAUGGUCUGGGCACAGGUCCUCGUCACUGUUAACCGUCUGUGGGCCGUCACAUUCCCCCAUUCGUACCGCACCCGACAUACCACGCGGUGGGCCGUCGGGGCGUGCGUCGCUAUGUGGGCAGUCAUGCACCUUUUUUAUGCGCCCUAUCUGAUAAUGGAUGUUUGGCGGUAUCCGCUGCCGGGACCGCUGUACGGAUGCCGCAUCAAUGCUGACGCGCAGCCAGUGUAUGUCCGGAUUAUUUUUGUUUCCAUGGCCGAUUUUCCGGUCUUGUUUAUCGUGGCGACCUAUCCGUAUUUGCUGUGGAAGACCGUCAAACGCAAUCGCUGCCUAGCGGUUUCAUCACGAAGGAUUAGUGCAGCCUUUAUACCGGCACCCUGUGGACGACCGCUAGAUAAGGAGCACCGCACCGCCUUUUUGGUGCUGACGUUGCUGACCAUCAGCGUGAUAAUUUUUUUGUCUCCGUUGCCACUCGUGCUGAUGAUUGGGCAGGCCACCCAUGUACUGGCGCCUGGCGCGUCCUUCCGAGCCACACUCUGGCUGCUGGAGAUCCAGGCGGCUGCUGAUACGGUCAUCAUCUUCGUUAGCGUGAAGGAUUUACGAGAGACCAUAUCACAAGCGUUGUGCGUAAAGAGGCAUGCCACGGACAGGCGUUUCUCGCGAAACAACGUUAAUCAAGUCGCACACAGCCCCAUGGUCAUAAUCCAUGGAAGAUAA